Molecule: messenger RNA, 6100 nt
Organism: Bacillus rossius redtenbacheri
Lineage: Eukaryota; Metazoa; Arthropoda; Insecta; Phasmatodea; Bacillidae
Gene: cpx
Product: complexin
Exons: 6
Coding region: 375-797 (140 amino acids)
Biological process (GO): neurotransmitter transport; synaptic vesicle exocytosis; regulation of neurotransmitter secretion
Cellular component (GO): terminal bouton; SNARE complex
Molecular function (GO): syntaxin binding
Source: RefSeq, a predicted model, not a curated record
ACUGCGUCGGUCGUUUGGCGAAUCGGGGAGCCCCCUCCUUCGCGAGGCUGUGGCAGCGCCGGGAAUUUGAAUUUGUGUUCUCAGAAUCUUGUGGUAGUUUCGUGAAUUUUACAACCGUGUAAGUUCUGUGACUUUUUAUUUAAGCGUCGCGAGUGGGGAGGGGAUUUUUGGCCUGUUUUCCCACCCCAACUGAGUGUAGCUGGUAGAAGACGAUGUACGUGCGCCUGUAGCGAGAGGACGUUAAGGUUACGCAGAUGACACGAUUGGUGUGACAUCUAGGACCAGUUAGUCAAUGAUCGCCGACCGCGUGUGACUCGGGAGGCAGGUUCGUCCGCACGCAAGCCGCAGCAGCCCGGCGCCCCCCCUCCUCCAGGAUGGCGGCCUUCGUGGCGAAGCAGAUGGUCGGCAACAAGCUGAACGCCGUCAAAGGCGCAGUGGGAGGUGACGAUGACGGAGACGACAAGGAGAAGGAGGAAGAAGCGGAGCGAGAGAGGCAAGAGGCCAUACGGGAAGCGGAGGAGAGGCGGAAAGAAAAGCACCGCAAGAUGGAAGAGGAACGAGAGAAGAUGCGGCAAGAGAUCAGGGACAAGUACAACAUAAAGAAGCGAGAGGAGCUGCCCGCGGCGAUGGCCCAGGAGGAGCCGAACCCGCUCAUGCGGAAGAAGAAGACCCCGGAGGAGCUGGCGCGCGAGGCGGAAGCCGAGGAAGAGGACGAGUUAACGAAGUUGAAAAACUCUAUAGAAACGCAAGUGAACGAAAUCAAGGCCCAGAUUGAGAGUAAAUGUGUUCUUCAGUGAAUAUCUGGUAAUUGCUGGCAACCCUGUUGGUAGACGAAAACAACAAUAGGCUACAGACUAAACCCUGUGUUUAACAGGGCUCCCGAAAAAAAAAAUUAAUCAUUUUCAUUGUUUUGUAAAUUUUUGUUGAUUAACAAGAGACUGCGAUACUGGUAGUGACCAACUACAAUAAAUAGUGUAUGCAAAUUAUAAAUGAAAAAUGUAAAUUAAUUAAAUAUUCUAGCAUAUUAACAACGCUUAUGAUGCUGGUAGUUAUGUAGUGCUAUGAGAGAAACAAAAUGUAGACCACGAAUAAUUACGUUGCUGAUAAUGAAGAAGUUAGAUGGAGCAGGUGAGAAAGAAGAAGAAAAUCUGAUUUAGGUUUAUCCUCGUAUAUCAAUGAUAUUAUUUGAAGAUUAUCACUAAACUGUUUUUACUGUUAAGUUUCUGAUUGUUAAAUGUAAUUAUUGCUUUGCUUAUAAGACUGCAUAACACUAAUUUACAACAUAUUUUAUUUUGGAGGUUGCUUAUACGUAGCGAAUUUCAGCACAUAAACAUGGUGUAGAUAUAUGUCACAGUUAUUAUUUGUCGGAUGAAGAGAGGAAAGUGUGAAGAGACCUAUUUUAUGAUGACAUGAAAGAUUGGUGUCAGGUCAAAACAAGAUUUAAGACUUCAGAAUGGUUGUUGAUUCCACAGCUGUGGAAAAGCUCUUGUAUACUAACAAAUGGCGCGGUAACAUAGCAUAGCCUUGGCACUGCUGCCAAUUGCCGGCAAAUGUUCUGGAAGCAAAAGUAAAUACAUAAUUAUAAAACAUGUGUGUUUAGCUAGUGAAUUUCUGUUGUAUAUACUUUCCACUGCCCAAAAUAUUUGUUUUAUUGUUAGAUGUUGAUUUUUUACCUUCCCAAAAAAAAAUGUUGUUAGUAGACGCAAGUCGAAUUAAACUUUUGUAAAAUGAUGCUCUUUGUAGAUAAACCCCCGCCGAAUAACAAAGUGUUGAAAAUGAAUUAACUAGGAAUAAAACGGUAGCAUAGUGAAAAUUUCUUUGUCACCAUGGUGUUGGUUAUCAUCCAAAUUCCUUCACACUCUCUUCGUUUCCUGAGACUUGUUGCCAUGCCUGCGUAUCUCCUCGAUAUCUCGAUGUGAUUCUAACCUUUCAGUCAUUUUUUUCCAAUACGCUGCUUCAACUUUCUCUGUGUUGUCAACCGUUCAGAGAGAGUUGAGAUCAUGGAUGUUAGUUGUAGGAUAAGGUGGCGCUCUCGUGCUAAAUGGGUGUUUUUCGUCUCAAAUAGCUUCCGCAGUUUUGAAGUGAUGAACAACUAAUCAAUGAAUAAUUUGACGCAUGUUCAAGCUACGUGAUUUCUGUGACACCCAAUGUGUAAGAGAGUGCCAACCUGACAAAUUUUGUGUAAUUUCUUCUUCCUUUUCCUCUGAACUCCUGUUUGUUCUGUCCAACUUGUUAUUGGCUGUCGUGUGCGCUGUUUCCAAGCCAUUAUUUCAAUGUAUUUAUUGUUGUUUAUUGCAAACUGGUAUAGUGCUUGUCUCUUGUUGUCAAACAUGCCGUUUACUUGCGUUUUCCUUCAUACUGUUUUCAGAAAACUUCUUCAUACUGUUCACGACACUCAGAGAGAGUUUGUGUAGUUAUGAAGGAAUAAUUUCAAUAUUUUCCACUAAUUCAGAAAUUUUGUCACUGUUUGAGGUAUUUGUUAAUUUUUUCUUUGUAUACAAAUAAUACUUUUUUUUCAAACAGAAAUGUGUUGCUUAUCAUGUUAAGGUAUAGUUAAUGUAUAUUCUAUUAACGUAUAUUGAAACAUUAUUUGACAGUGCAGGGGAGAGUUUUAUAUAAAUGGUUUUAAGUGUGUAAUUUGAUCCAACAAUGUCAAUUGCUGCAACUGGAAAGAAAUAUUUUUAGCAAACUCUCCUCUUUGUUGAUAUAAAUAGUCAUUCAAAAAGUACCGUGUAAAUUUUUAUUCUGAAAAUGAUGGUAGUCACAUUUUGUAUUUUUAUGCUUUAUGAAGAAGAUUUUAAGAACAGAUAUCAUUAGGGUACGAGAUAUCGGCCAGUAUUUCGUAGAAAUAAAUUGACACAUAUGUAUUUUUAUAAUAUUUUAAUUUUAACUGUUGCUAAUUCGAAUCUUCACUCAGUUUUAAUUCAACCUUCAGUGAAUAUUUUUCAAGCACUGAUGAAGAAUUUAGCAAUAUUGUUUACUUCUCGACAAAUUAAAUUACUUUCACUAUUCCGUCAGCUAUUAACAAUUGCUUAUGUGUAUAUGUAUGUCCCAGCAUUAUUGUAACAUAAUAUUAUACAGUCUAACAAAUCACGUACCUUAUAUCACCAUUAAAUGUGAAUUGCAGUAAUUAAGCUAUUUGGAGUUAUUUGAGAAAAAUGAAACCGAUUCGAAGAUAUUCUUAGGAGUCUAGGGUAUGAAUUAAUCAUCACCAGUAUUAAUACCUGUAAUGACAUGAGUAGAAAAAAUUAAACGUUGAUUUAUUAAAUUAAUAUUAUUAUAAACAGUUAUGUAUGAAUCCUGCAUAUAUUCAAUUUAUUGUGUGUAUAAUAGUUAUAGUAUGUUGAAUAUAAUUAUAGAGUAUAUUUUACGCAUUGUUGAGUUUUGUGCAAAAGUUUUAAUUCAUGGCUGUUGUGAUACACUACUAGUUGUAAAAUCAUUGACAUUAUCUUUUCACAGUAUACCUAAUUAUCUAUCUACACAUAUAUUUGCCUGAGCUAUAUGUUAAUUCCUUGCUAGCUAUUAGAUUGUAGCUGUUAGAUAUCAGUGUAGCAAAUAAAUAUCUUGGAAUUUGGGUGAAAUCGAUUUGACCAUGGCCCAUGUUUUAAGACCACGAGGAUGCUAGACCACUGUUGAUCACCUUGUCGUAAUUGCAUAAGUGUCUUUCUUGUAAUCAUUUUCAUAGUUUAUGUAAGAAAAUUGUAUACAUGCAUUUUAGAAUGUUUACACAACAUAGUUAAUCAUGGUAAUUUUUUGAAUUGUACUCUUCUGUAGGAAACUUUUUUGGGUUCUUUACAGGGCGUGUUAAAUGACUUGUCUUUAAGGGGUUUUCUUUGUAGCUGUAAUUCAUGAUGUACUGGUAAAUUCAGUCUGUGAUCUUAUGUGUUUUGUCUACAUCAUCUAAACUAUUCUCUGGCACACAAUUUUUCGUACUGAAAGUAGUUGUCAUUCGUGGUAUUUAUAUCCAGUUGUCACUUCAGUGUCUUAGAGUGGGGCAGCAAUAGCCGACGAACACUGUGAACUAUCUCACUUUAACGUUGUUUCAAGGUUCGAAAGAGACACUUAAAUAGAAAUACUGGUCAUAUAGAAGUCAUCUCACUAACUGUGACUCACAAAGGUUCUUAUUUUACCAGGGCUUGUCAUAUCACAGAAAUUAUAUCACUGUAGGAAUGAAAUAUGAAUGUGCCACGUUCUCUUUUUUAGGAAAAAAAAUUCUUUUAAAAUGUAAAUUUGAGAUAAAUGUUUUUUUUAUAUUUGUACAUAUAUUUAGGAAUUGAUUGUUUGUUAUGGUUUUUGAUGUUCGAAGACACUGUAAAUAUUUUUUUAAUUGUUGUGUGGUGUUUUUACCUAUUACUGGGUAAUUUUUCUAAGUAAAUAGUCCCGACACACCUACAGCGAAUUGUGGCUGUAUUGUUAACUAGUUAGUGACUGUGACACUAUGAAGUAUAGGCACUGCUAAUGUUAGCUUAUAAACACAAACUCCUGUUGAUAACAUGUGCAUUGUUAACUUAGGACAUUUAAAGGCAUUUAGAAUGCCUUGAAUCGGCUGUUAAUAUUCUCUGUGGUCUAUCUUCUCUGGUCUCGUGGUGUCUUAUACAAAGGUUCAUUAUAUUCUGGUUAAGUGGAUGAGUUCUGUGAGCUUUACGUGCACCUUUAGAAAGUAAUUUGCCACAUUUUUAUGUUAUAAAUUUUUGCAACAAUAUUUUUUUUGUUUUAUAAUUUUUUGAAUUAAUUACAAGAAAUUUUUGAAGAGCUCUUCAUAAAAUUCAGUAAACAAUGCCAAUACUUAAAUCUGAUUAUUUAAUUUUGAUUUAAAACGUAUUAAAUUAAUAUUAAUUUUUAAUUACUAUGUUUAUGAAACCUUUUAAUCUUUCAGUUUUUUCCUUAAUCCAUUUAUGUCUGGCCACCGUAAGCAACGCGAAUCGAACAGAAUCCGCUUCUUUUAUGGCCAGGAUAAACUGAACCUUUCCAAUACUGUAUGGAGAGGGGACUCCAUCAUUAACGCCCAAGACACAUUUCAAAGCGGAGGUGAUUAAGCAGAUCGCAAGCCAGAUGCUCGUUAAAUUGAAUAUAAUUGUACAACAUUAAUGCAUUUUUGUAAUGUACUUGUACAUUAGCAUAAUAUCUUAUUGAAUAGCUGGAACUAUAUUGUAUUUGUGUAGCUCUAAGGUUGUGAAUUAAAUUUUGAAAUUAUAUUCAUUACUUAAAAUUACUAGAGUAUAAAUUUGAAGGUAUCCUCAAACAACCUUGAAAAUUAACCUGAAUUUCUAUCUACAAAAUUUUUUAAACCAUUUAAAGCGAUGAUUACGUUAGUUAUAUAAAAUCUGUUGUUUAACAUCUUUGCCCUCCAAAUUAUCUAACUUUCAUAAAAAUGUUGGUGUAUGCAGAAAUAAGGUCCCUUGGCCUGAAUAAACGUUUAAACAUUGAAUUAAUUGACAUAUUAUCAUUUACUUUAUUAAAUCUUUAAUAUGUCUCAUAAUAACACUUGAAUUUCUUUGUUUAACUGCAGCAGCACGUAGUUGAAAGUGUCGGCUUCAAUGAUGGAGGUCUGUCCAGCCUUAACAGGUCGAUGAAGCAUCGUCCGUGUGUUCCAAAAAAAUAUGUAUUGAGGUAGACUGAGAAAAUGAAUUAUAUGAUGUUUUAAAAAUAAAAUAAUCAUGAAACUUAACCAAACCCUUUCCUUUUGAUAACCUUCUCCGCCACACUUCGUGUGGAAAAAUUGUGAUAGAUCGUACCUUUUGGUGUCCUUUUUGUGAAACCUUUUUGCCUAAAGUUCUGUAUUGAAAUAAAAAAAUUCACAGAAAUAAGCGGUUUGUAAAUACAAGUAUAUUAUUUAAAAUAUAUCCGUUCGGUACAACAGUUUGUUGUGUUUCAUAGAAUAAUACGAGAGUAAAAUUAGUACCCUACUGUAGAUUUUGAUGUUAACUUUUUUUAACCGUAGUCGUUAGUUAGUGCCUCGUUCAUUGUUAUUUUAACAGAAACUUUUUCUUGUUUUAUUCUUUGUGGAGAAAAUCAGAAUUCAUGUGGAGUAAAUGUGUUCUCAUUUUGUAUAAUUGGGUCAUGUUCAUCGACAGAAGUAAAAUAUAAUUACUAAUACCUA